This is a messenger RNA of Halteromyces radiatus, 1838 nucleotides long. RefSeq lists its product as uncharacterized. Gene Ontology annotation, biological process: L-histidine biosynthetic process. Gene Ontology annotation, molecular function: imidazoleglycerol-phosphate synthase activity; oxo-acid-lyase activity. The transcript is spliced from 2 exons. Bases 95 to 1753 code for a protein of 552 amino acids. Lineage: Eukaryota; Fungi; Mucoromycota; Mucoromycetes; Mucorales; Cunninghamellaceae. The record is from RefSeq and is a predicted model, not a curated record.
CUUUCAUUUUUUUUUUUUAAUCCAUUCAAUUUUUCUUUCUUUUCUCCCUUUUCUUUUGAAUUCUACUCACAUAUACAACAACAAUAACAACAGAAUGACUGGAUUAUAUAUGCUUGAUUAUGGAGCUGGAAAUGUUCGUAGUUUGGUGAAUGCUGUAAACCGUUUAGGUUAUGACAUUCAAUUCGUCAAUGAACCUUCCGAUAUUUUGAAAGCCGAGAAAUUGAUCUUUCCUGGUGUGGGUGCUUUUGGACAUGCUAUGGAAGCAUUGAACAAGAAAGGUUACGCGACACCUUUGAAGGAAUACAUUGCGUCUGGACGGCCGUUUAUGGGUAUCUGUGUGGGUAUGCAAACAUUGUUUGAAGGAUCAGAUGAAAGCGAUAUUCCCGGGUUAGGUGUGAUUCCAGGAAUUACCAAGGAAUUCGAUCGACAAAGCAAAGCAGUACCUCAUAUGGGAUGGAAUGGUGCUCAAGUACUUAAACAAAGCAAUUCUACGGCUCAGCAAGAUGUCAGCUACAGUAUCAAGGAUGACUCUGUGUAUUACUUUGUGCACUCUUAUGCGGUACCUUAUAACAGCGACAAACACAAGGAAUGGGCUUUGACUACGACACAAUAUGGUGAUGAAUUGUUUAUUAGUUCUGUACAAAAGGGUAAUCUGUUUGCGACUCAGUUUCAUCCGGAAAAGAGUGGGUAUGCUGGUUUACGUGUGCUUCAAUCCUUUUUGGCUGGUACUGGUGUGGUAGAUGCAAGUGAAGUGACUUUAAUCAAGGAUCCUACUGUGAACUCCAAGGAUAGAUUUAUCAAGAGAAUCAUUGCCUGUUUGGAUGUACGUGCCAAUGAUAGUGGUGAUCUUGUGGUGACCAAAGGUGAUCAAUAUGAUGUACGUGAAAAAUCAGCAGAUGGUGGUGAUGAUGUGCGCAACUUGGGAAAACCCGUGGAAUUGGCCAAACGGUAUUUUGAGGAAGGUGCUGAUGAAGUUACUUUCUUGAACAUUACUAGUUUCCGUAACUGUCCUCUUGGUGACACCCCUAUGCUUGAAGUACUUCGACGUACCUCAGAAACUGUCUUUGUGCCUUUGACUAUCGGUGGUGGUAUCCGUGAUGUGGUGGAUCCUGAUGGUACGGUGCAUCCUGCGUUUGAAGUGGCUGGUGAAUACUUCCGAUCUGGUGCCGACAAAGUGUCUAUUGGUAGUGAUGCUGUGUAUGCUGCAGAAAAUUAUUUGGCUCGAGGAAAGGAUGGAAAGAGUGCUAUUGAAACUAUUGCGAAGGCCUAUGGUGCACAAGCUGUAGUGAUUUCUGUCGAUCCACGUCGUGUUUAUGUCAAUGAUCCUAGUGAAACUACUCAUCACGUUGUGAAGGCAAGUCAACCUGGACCCAAUGGAGAACAAUACUGCUGGUAUCAAUGUACUGUCAAAGGUGGACGCGAAGGUCGUGAUUUGGAUGUACGACAAUUAGUGACAGCAUGUGAAGCUCUUGGUGCUGGUGAAAUUCUUCUGAAUUGUAUGGAUCGUGAUGGUACAAACUCUGGAUAUGAAUUGGAAUUGAUUAAUGAUGUAAAGGAUGCUGUUAGUAUUCCAGUGAUUGCAUCUAGUGGUGCUGGUAAUGUGGGUCAUUUUGAACAAGUUUUUGAAGAAACAAAGGUAGAAGCUGCUUUGGCUGCAGGUAUUUUCCAUCGUCACGAGGUUCCUAUUCAAUCUGUCAAGGAUCAUUUAAAAUCUGUUGGUAUUUCUGUUCGAGCAAAUGAACCUGAAUUGUAGAUAUAUAGAUUAUUAUUAUUAUUAUUAUUAUCAUCUUUAUUUAUAUUUGUUUUUUUUAUUUGAUCACAUCAAUAAAAUAAAAAUU